AUGGCAGCGAUCAAGACAGAACAUUCGCGCGGCCGCUCCCCCGGCCCGGCUGCCGACCGACGCGCUUCGGUCGAGAACGACGUCGAGGACCACGACUCGCCCGCGCCUGCAUCAAACGACGGCGCGCCCGCGCGCACCAGCAAGAGGCGCAAGCGCUCCGAGCUCUCGCCCUCCUCCAAAGCUACGCACAGCAUCAUCGAGAAGGAACGCAGGGAAGCCAUGAACGAGAAGUUCUCCGAACUGGCCGCCAACAUUCCCGAGCUCGUGGAAGCCAUGGCGGCCGGCAAGCGCCCCACCAAGGGCGAGAUCGUCAAGGCGAGCAUUGCGAGGCACCAGGAGCAGGAGAGGCGGGUGCGCGAGCUCAUGCACGAAGUGCAGAUGCUGCGUUCGCGUAGCGCUACUCCCUCCAACUACGCCGUAGACAGCCCGGCGCCCUUGGCCGCACCUGCCGCAGAGCCAGUCACGCAAGCUGCACAGACUCUUGCCAUGCCGUACCAGAUCCAGUCGUCUCACCCGAUUGGAGUGCCUGCUUCGCAGGACAAUCUGUGGAUCGGUCAGCUGCUUCACAAGACGGGCGAGCCGCUUGCCAUGUCGACCGAGCACCCGCCGCUGUCGCUCCUGCCGGAUCUGGCCCAGCCCAUCUCGCCGUUCAAGCAGACCUCGAUGAUGAACUGGAGCAUGUCGGCGCUGCCCCAGCCGCUCGACGCUUCCACGCUGACCGUCGGCUUUGCAGCAUCGAGCUUUGCAAAGGGGCUCAUGGACGGCAGCGGCACGUUGGAAUACCUAGGCCGCCGCAACAGUGUCAUGGGUGGAAUGACGUCGACCUCGGGCUUUUCGUCGCCCACCUUUACCUCGUCUGACAGCGACUCGUCGUUUGGCACCGACGCUUUGGACACCAGCCUGGACGACCGCAAGUUCUUUGCCGACGGCAUGUCGUUUGAGCCGUUUGCCAUGCCGUCGGCGGUGGUGGAACAGACGCCGUUGAGCUCGCUCGUCGGCCUGCCUUCGACAGAACACGCAAGCACUGCUCCGGCCGGUGUCGCGGACAAGAAGCCGCGUGCGCGCACCAACAGCCGCCGUGCGCGCAUGGACGAGGCGGCGAGAUCCGAGUCGUCCAUCUGGAACUCGCCGCUGCCUUCGGCAUGCCUGCCCGCAUCUAGCUAG
Moesziomyces antarcticus is the source of this 1164-nucleotide messenger RNA. RefSeq lists its product as uncharacterized. The transcript has a single exon. Gene Ontology annotation, molecular function: protein dimerization activity. The coding region runs from base 1 to 1164 and encodes 387 amino acids. Lineage: Eukaryota; Fungi; Basidiomycota; Ustilaginomycetes; Ustilaginales; Ustilaginaceae. The record is from RefSeq and is a predicted model, not a curated record.